Trachymyrmex cornetzi is the source of this 3304-nucleotide messenger RNA. RefSeq names its product E3 ubiquitin-protein ligase mind bomb 2 (gene mib2). NCBI's taxonomy places the organism in Eukaryota, Metazoa, Arthropoda, Insecta, Hymenoptera, Formicidae. Gene Ontology annotation, biological process: protein ubiquitination. The transcript has 12 exons. The coding region runs from base 1 to 3204 and encodes 1067 amino acids. The record is from RefSeq and is a predicted model, not a curated record. Gene Ontology annotation, cellular component: cytoplasm. Gene Ontology annotation, molecular function: ubiquitin-protein transferase activity; protein binding; zinc ion binding.
AUGCAUGCCCUGGAACGAAGCAGGCGCCCUCAUCAUCAGCGAGCCCGGUUUACGAAUUACGGUUAUGAGGUUAUCAUCCUCAGCAUUGCGGACGUGAGAACUCAAUAUCGUUGUCACGUCACCGUUGUCGUCAUCGUCGCCGCCGGACAAAAGCCAAAUUUUAUAUAUUCGGAGAUGUUGGAAGUUGGUUUGCGAGUUGUCCGUGGCCAAGACUGGAAAUGGGACGAUCAAGAUGGUGGAGAGGGUCACGCUGGGACAAUAGUGGAAAUCGGUAGACCUCCCUCCACAGGGAACUCAACCUCUAGUCCAAAUCCCACCGAUCGGACGCCAGACAAGACAGUCAUCGUUCAAUGGGAUCAUGGCGCUAGGAGUAAUUAUAGAAUCGGCUAUCAGGGUGCUUAUGAUUUGUUGGUGUUUGAUAAUGCGGCGGCUGGCGUUAAGCACUCCAACAUUAUCUGUGAUGGUUGCAAAAGACAUGGGAUAAUUGGUAUCAGAUGGAAGUGCACAGAGUGUUUUGACUACGAUCUCUGCACACAGUGUUACAUGGCCGAUGUACAUGAGUUAACUCACACUUUUGAGAGAUAUCAAACAGCAAAUUCUGUAGGAGUUCGUCUGGAGUCAAGAGAAGGCUGCACAAAGAUACCUUUGAAAGGAAUCUUCAUAGGAGCAAAAGUCAUUCGCGGACCAGAUUGGGAAUGGGGAAAUCAGGAUGGUGGACGUGGGAAAACCGGCAGAGUCAUGGACAUACGUGGAUGGGACAACGAAAGCAGUCGGUCCGUCGCAACCGUCACGUGGUCCACGGGUAGCACUAACGUGUAUCGAUUAGGUUUCAAAGGUUGCGUGGACCUGUGUUACAUGGAGGAGGCUAAUGCUGGCACUUACUACAAGGAACAUCUUCCGUUACUCGGCCAACCGGUCUUGACCGUACCGGAUAAUGGAAACGGCACAACACCGAUAAGGAGCGGUGUCACAAACAUCACGUCUAGUCCCCAUCCUCUAAUGUUUAACGUCGGUGACAAGGUGAAAGUGUUAAUAGAGGUCGAUACGUUAAAGGAGAUGCAAGACGGUCAUGGCGGAUGGAAUCCGCGUAUGGCCGAAUACAUAGGAAAGAUUGGUACGGUACAUCGAAUUACGGACAAGGGAGAUAUUCGCGUGCAGUACGAAGGCUGCCACAAUAGGUGGACUUUCCACCCAGGUGCUCUGACGAAAGUUACCGCCAAGGAUGGAUUCUCUCUUGGUGAUAUAGUCCGCGUGAAAAGCGAUCUAGCUGCCGUGAAACAAUAUCAACGUGGCCAUGGUGAAUGGAUAGACGUCAUGAAAAAUGCUCUAGGGAAGACUGGGAAGAUAAUCAAAAUCUAUUCCGAUGGCGACUUACGUGUGGCGUUGGACAUACAUGGUCAUACAUGGACAUUUAAUCCGCUAAGUGUUGUCCCGGUAUCUUCUGGCACAAAUGCUAUGGCUGCCACGCACGAUAAUGCAAACAAGAGUAGAGAUCGUUCGGUCGACGGUACCGACAGUGAAGUGGAAAAGCUAUUAAGGGAUGCGGCUAGAGGUGAAGCUGGAGUGGACGCAGUACGGGAAUUCCUCAAGAAAUACCCUGGCAGAGUGGACGCGUGUGCUCCUGGCGGUGGCAGAAAAACGUGCUUGCAAGUGGCCGCUCACCAAGGUCAGCGUGAGCUCUGCACUCUCCUUCUGGAUGCUGGUGCUUCUUUGCGUGCGGUCGAUGAGGACGGAGAUAUGCCUUUGCAUUAUGCGGCAUUCGGAAAUCAACCAGAGAUAAUGGAUCUAUUAUUAUCGCGAGGUGCAGCUAUCAAUGCCGUUAAUAACGGCAGAUGUAGUGCUUUGCAUGUGGCAGUUAAUAAGCAACAUGUGCAAUGCGUGAAAGUUCUACUGCGUUAUCAUUGUGACGUCAACCUUCAAGACUCGUAUGGCGAUACAGCGUUGCACGACGCGAUAGGAAAGGAUGCGCUAGAUGUGAUCGACGCGUUAUGCGCCUGCGAGAGGGUUGACUUCACGUUGAGGAACAAACGGGGUUUCAAUAUCUUGCAUCAUGCCGCACUCAAGGGCAAUGCUCAUGCAACGGAGAGGCUGGUUGCGCGGGCGCGUCACUUGGUAGACGUGAAAAAGGAAGAUGGAUUUGCAGCAUUGCAUCUAGCGGCGUUGAACGGACACAAGGAAGUUGCGGCCAUCCUUCUCUCGCAGAAUGGUGGCCGCGCCAAAGUGGAUCUGUGCAACAAUCGGCGGCAAACGCCGUUGCAUUUAGCAACUUCGCAGGGACAUUGGUCGCUGGUUGAGCUGCUGGUGCAUCACAAUGCGGAUAUCGGCAGCACGGAUGAGGACGGCGACACUGUAUUACAUAUCGCGAUAGCAAAGAGCCCGAAUCAACAGACUGCUGUGCCUACACCCGAAAGUAGCCGGGAUUCACCACUUUUGUAUGCUAUCUGGCAGAACCUGGCAAGGCAAGGCGCAAAGACUGAAUUAGCAUUAGCUUGUUUUUUGGUAAGCGUGGACAGAAGUUGUAAACUCCUUGAGCAAGUCAGAAACAACAAGGACAAGACGGCACUUGAUCUUUUGGAAAGCAAUCCACAGGCUACCAUGCUUGCUGAUCUUUUACGCUCUUACAAAUACCAAAGUCACAGCACGCAAUUAGAAAUAGAGAACAAUCCAUCGCCUGGUUAUGUAGAGCCACCUGUAUACCGGAUAGAUAAUAUAUCGCAGUCGGAAGGAUUGCACGUUGCGAAGAAGAAUAUAAUCGGUUCCGGUGACGCGGCAGAGUGUCGGGAUUGCUCGGGGAUCAUAGGAAACACAAAACAGGAGAAUCGAAUUGAUCCUAGCAGUAGCGUUACGCUGGUUGGUUGUGCACGUUGUGGCCAUACGCAAACAAUUCCAGAUGGUCAGUUGGCGACAGGUGAAGUCUCUAUAGCCAAUUCGGAGGAUAAAUCGAAAGACGUAUCUUCAGAAGGCAAACGAAAAAAGGAGAUCAAUGACAAGGAAAAAGAGAAGGAUAAAGAUCUAGAACGGCUACGUUAUUUGGAGACUAGAGUCGCAGAUCUCGAGGAGGCGAAUAUGUGUAGCAUCUGUAUGGAACGUCGUCGUAAUGUCGCGUUUCUUUGCGGGCAUGGCGCGUGUGAGCAUUGCGCCGCUCCGUUGAAGACUUGUCACAUGUGCCGCAAGACGAUCACAAAAAAGAUUAAUUUGUAUUAGAAGUUCGAUCAAUCACUAUACGUUUAUGUCGGAACAUUGAUUUCCACGUGGUGUACAGCAUGUGUCACGAGAGGAAAAGUCGGUAUCAGUGAUAAUAAUA